Acanthoscelides obtectus is the source of this 276-nucleotide messenger RNA. The record is from the annotation of a GenBank genome assembly. NCBI's taxonomy places the organism in Eukaryota, Metazoa, Arthropoda, Insecta, Coleoptera, Chrysomelidae.
AUGCCCAAUGGUAUAGAAGGUGUCACCAACGCGGGCAGGAGCUUAGUUUUGGUUUUGAGGGAUUUCUGUUUCUAUUUUUGUUCGGAGUUUUGUGGACUGAAAGGCAUACCGACGUUGCUACUGGUUGGUUUUUUAAAAGAUAUGCCGUUGUCGGUGGUUGCGGUGCGUUUGUCGUGGCAGCAUCAUCGUCGUUACGACUACAACAGCGGGCAUCUAUCCACAGCCGCGACUGUCCCGGUGACGUCAUCAUCGCAAAUGGCGUCGCGUCACACGUAA